This is a messenger RNA of Anolis sagrei ordinatus, 2577 nucleotides long. It is a transcript of the gene LAYN, whose product is annotated as layilin. The record is from RefSeq and is a predicted model, not a curated record. NCBI's taxonomy places the organism in Eukaryota, Metazoa, Chordata, Lepidosauria, Squamata, Anolidae. Gene Ontology annotation, molecular function: hyaluronic acid binding.
CAUCCUCCUCCUCCUCCUCCUCUUUCCUCUUUGGGUCUGGAGAGGCAGGCGGUGGAGGCAUUGCUGGACUUUGGGCUCUCUUCUCUGCAGCUGGAGAUGGAGGAACCCCAAAAAGGAGGAAGACCCCCUCUGCUGCCCCUUCUGCAGCCCCUGCUCUUCCUCUCCUGGCUGCUGCUGCCCAUCCAGGCUUUGCCAGGGGAAGCCCAAGAGAUGCGCCUGCCCAGCGGCCAGGCCAUCUGCCGGGGAGGGACUCAGAGGCCGUGCUACAAGGUCAUCUACCUCCAUGACGCCGGACGCAGGGUGGACUUCCAGGCCGCCCUCCAGGCUUGCCGCCGGGACGGAGGGGACCUGCUCAGCAUCGAAUCCCAGGCGGAGCAGAACCUGAUCGAGAAGAUGAUCGCCAGCGUCUCGGCUUCGGACGGGGACUUCUGGCUCGGGCUCACCAGAGGACGAGACCCCGACAACAGCACCGAGUGUCCAGAGCUGUACUCCUGGUCCGACGGGAGUUCGGCCACAUUUCGGAACUGGUAUGCUGACGAGCCAUCCUGUGGGAGCGAGAUUUGCGUGGUGAUGUACCACCAGCCCUCGGCUCCUCCUGGCGACGGGGGCCCAUACAUGUUUCAGUGGAACGACGAUCGGUGCAACAUGAAGAACAACUUCAUCUGCAAAUACGCCAUGGAGAAGCCAACGGUGGCCCCAGAAACGAAUGCUUCUCUAGCAGCGGUUGUCACAGAGGCCUUGGCACCCGUGUUCCCAGAAGAGCCCCUUCAAGAAGACGUAACACACAAAACUUCCAAAGAAGCCAAGGAACCUGUUUGGAACCUUCUGUACAUCUUAGUCCCCAGCAUUCCUGCCUUGCUGCUCCUCUUGGUCAUUAUGGCCAUUUUCUGUUUCUGGCUUUGCGCAAAGAGGCGGCGGGCGCAAACAGAGGUGGACCAGAAGGACGGCGACGCCUGGGUGUCCCCCAAAAGGCAGAAGAGCCCCAGUUUGGAGAUCUACAAUGUCAUUCGAGAGCAGUCCGAAGCCGACUUGGCCGGGACCAGACCGGACAUUAAGAACUCCUCUUUCCGGAUCCGCGUGGGAGGAGAGACCCCGGACGACCUUUCCGGAGACUACGACAACAUGGCUGUCAACACUUCGGAAAGCGGCUUUGUAACGCUGGCCAGCACCGAGAGCGGGUUUGUCACCAACGACAUCUAUGAGCUGUGCCCCGACAGAGUGGGCCGCAGCAAGGAAUCCGCCUGGGUGGAAAACGAAAUCUAUGGGUACUGAAGGGAGCGGUGGGCCUGCCGGGCAAAACAACCCGUUUCAAGCCGAGUCUGGCACUUACGGACGCAAACACAUCCCUGGUGUGCAAAGGAAUGUGUUUUGCAUUUGGUGAUGCUUGUGAUUUUUAUGGUAAGGGGGUCCUUUUCACCCUGAAAGUAGAAUGCCAGAGACUAUAUAUUUGGGGCUUUUCCUGAAUCAAGGAAAAUGGCCCUGUGUGAUCAUGACAACAAGCCCUAUCCAAUCUAUAGCCUGUCAUCCACAUUUGAACCAAAAUCAACAGCUUGGGCAAUAUUUCUGUUACUUAAAGUGUAUUCAAGUCCAAAUUUUUGGUGAUAUUUUUUAAGCUCAUUGCCUCCAGACGGUGUUUGGGAGUUGUUGUGGUGCUUGCUUUACCCCAUCUCCCCAGCUAAAAAUACUACAAACACAAACAAGUGGUCUUUUUUACCACCUAUUUUGUCAUUUCAAAAAUUCAACCAUUUUUUUCCCUAAGUUUUGGGGCAUUUUUUUUUGCUUCAUAUUUCCAGGGAGCAGUUAGCUUUCUUAUACUCCAUCCGUGAAGUGGAAAGAAAUACCAAGGGGACCAACGAGGCCAUUGGAUGCAACAGUCAAAAGCAAACUCAUUCCAAGGAUAGGAAGAACUUGCAAAGUCUAUCUGGCCAGUUAUUGUGAUGGAAAUGGCUAUAGAUAUCACUGAAAGCGAGAGAAGAAGGCAUUAGCAUUGCCUGUUGCUAUAUAAUAGACUGCUGGGUUCGGUCAUAUAGGUCAAUGGAACUAUAAAGCAGUAGUCACUUAAUUCCUGGAGAAAAAGGUGACCAAGUUGGAUGGUUAGUUCUUUUAUUCUUUUGCAAUGCUGGCAAGCAUGUCGGAGACCAGCGCAAGUGUUUACCUAGGAGUCCCGGUGUGAACGGGAUUGCCGUGAAAGGGCCACUUUGGAAGGGAUUCUGAAGCGACUGCAAAGGGACUUAAGACGAUGGACGGAGGCAGCAAAAAGCCAAGGUGAGCCAAGCCUUCAGGAGGAAUUUCCUUCCCAGAUUAGCAUCUGAAUCCCAGAUUUCCACGGGCAAGCGAGUCCACUUAAGGCGGAUGAACUACCAGUUGUAAGGAAGGAUGCUGCUCUGUUAUCGGACGUUAGACACAUUAUCCUGUGAGUUUGGUGGAACUUUGAUCCGGAAAUGUGCCAAGACGUACUAGACCUCAUUCAAAGCCAAGGGAAGUUCCGACUCCUGUUCCUUGGAAGCACAACGCAAGGCGAAGGAAAUCAGGCGCGGGUUUCAAAGCAUAUAAUAAAAGCUCGUCUUAUGUCACUGA